AUUACAAAUACUGCGCUCAACAUCCAGAUGUAAGAGGAAACAUCUGUUGCAUACCAAUUCUGUCGGGUUUUUCGAUCUCAGCUUCUCUCAAUAACCCUUUUUGCUGCUCAUGUGAGAAGUGAUUCAGAUGCAUGACUCAGAUCCACUUCCUUUAUUUAGCGUAUUACGUUGUAGGGAUCCUCAUCAGCACAACAUGCACUUCGAACAGUGAAGAUAUCUCCUUUAAAUUCACAGAAGAACUUCGCGAUUGCCAAAGAAGAUACAGGAUGGGUGGUGUUUGUUGUUGACACUUGACAGAUAUGAACUGAUAACACAAGCAAUGUGGAAUGCAUUCAUUUUCCUGUACCUGUAAAGUAAAAUUCAAAGUAGCAAAUAAAUAAAUUCCUGGAACAGACACCUCCUAAGUAGGCAGAAUGGUUUAUCACUGGCAGUCCCACAAUGUUAAGCUUUCAGGAGUGGAUGAUAUGGUGUUACUGCCGAAAAUUACAGAAGAUUCUAUUGUGGAAAACCUGAAGAAACGUUAUAUGGAUGAUUACAUCUUUACAUGCAUUGGCCCAGUUCUUGUGUCAGUUAAUCCAUUCAAACAGAUGCCAUAUUUUGGAGAGAAAGAAAUAGAGAUGUAUCAGGGAGCAGCACCGUAUGAAAACCCGCCACAUAUCUAUGCAUUAGCUGAUGAGAUGUACAGAAACAUGUUAAUAGAUAAUGAAAAUCAGUGCGUAAUAAUCAGUGGAGAAUCUGGUGCUGGGAAGACCGUUGCUGCCAAGUACAUUAUGUCCUACAUUGCCCGUGUAUCAGGUGGUGGCCAGCGUGUGCAGCACAUAAAAGAUGUCAUUCUUGAAUCAAAUCCCCUCCUUGAAGCCUUUGGCAAUGCUAAAACUGUCCGCAAUAACAACUCUAGCAGAUUUGGAAAGUACGUAGAAAUUUUAUUUGGAAAUGGUGGCCAACCUGAAGGUGGACGUAUAUCUAACUUCUUACUUGAAAAGUCCAGAGUGACUACUCAGAAUGCUGGCGAAAGGAAUUUUCACAUUUUUUAUCAGCUGUGUACUGGGGCUUCAAACAAUAUGAAACGUGAUUUUGGACUGGAAUCAUUAGACUACUACACAUACCUCAGCUAUGGUGGGAACCAUAAAGUUGAUGGAACGAAUGAUGCUCAUGAUUUCCAGGAAACCUUGAAAGCAAUGAGUGUAAUGGGCAUGGCAGAAAACCUCCAGACUGAUGUUUUUCGUGUUGUGGCUGGUGUUCUUCAUCUAGGGAAUAUUAUGUUUGAAGAACGAGGGAAUUAUGCACAAGUUUCUGAUAACAGAUAUCUUGAUUUCCCUGCCUACCUGUUCCAGGUAGAUCAAGGACAUCUAAAUAACAAGUUAAUAAGCCGACGCUUUGAUAGCAAGUGGGGCAGUCAGUCAGAUACCAUUGAUGUUACGUUGAAUGUGGAGCAGGCUGUGUAUACUAGAAAUGCUUUAGCCAAAGGUGUAUAUGCAAGGCUGUUUGAUUUUCUAGUCAAGUGCGUGAAUAGUGCAAUGGAAACAACUGUCAUGGGCCAGAGUAUAGGAAUAUUAGAUAUAUAUGGAUUUGAGAUCUUCGAACGAAAUGGGUUUGAGCAGUUUUGCAUCAAUUUUGUGAAUGAGAAACUACAACAGAUUUUCAUCGAGUUAACAUUGAAGGCUGAACAGGAGGAGUACAUGUCUGAGAACAUACAGUGGACGCCCAUAGACUACUUUAAUAACAAAGUAGUGUGUGAUUUAAUAGAAAGUAAACGGCCACCUGGACUAUUUUCUGUUAUGGAUGAUGUGUGUGCAACAAUGCAUGCUGUAUCAGAAGGUGUGGAUCAAGAUUUGCAAAAGAAAUUAACAAAUGCAUCUGCAGGACACCAACACUACCAGUCCUGCAAAGAAGGCUUCAUUAUUCAUCACUAUGCUGGAAUUGUUAGCUACAGCAUUGAAGGCUUUUGUGAUCGCAAUAGAGAUGUCCUAUUUCCUGACUUAAUCGAGCUGAUGCAGUCAAGUAAAAAUGAAUUUUUGCGUAGCUUGUUUCCCGACCAGAUAAGUACUAGUGCCAAGUCCCGACCAACAACAGCUGGGAGCAAGAUUAGAGCACAAGCAAAUGCAUUAGUUGAUGAACUGAAAAAAUGCACACCACAUUAUAUCAGAUGUAUAAAACCAAAUGAAACCAAACGACCGCGAGAUUGGGAGGAGCUGAGAGUAAAACAUCAGGUGGAAUAUCUUGGACUGAAAGAAAAUAUACGUGUCAGGCGUGCUGGUUUUGCUUAUCGGCGACCGUUCAGAAAAUUUCUGAACAGGUAUGCAAUAUUGACCAAAGAAACAUGGCCACAUUGGAAAGGUGAUGAGAAACAGGGUGUUGAGGUAAUCAUGAGGAGUGUCAACAUGGAGAGAAACCAAUAUCAGCUGGGUAUUAGUAAAGUUUUCAUCAAAGCUCCUGAAUCACUAUUUAUGCUGGAAGAACUUAGAGAGAGAAGGUACAAUCAGUAUGCAAGGGUUAUCCAGAAGGCAUUUAAGAAAUAUUUUGCCCGUAGACAGAAUGAGAAACAGAAAAAUGAAGCUGCAGAAUUAGUUUUUGGAAAGAAGGAAAGGAGACGUUAUUCACUGAAUAGGAAUUUUGUGGGUGAUUAUAUUGGAUUGGACCUACGACCUUCUCUACAGAAUCUUGUUGGUCGUAGAGAAAAAGCGGCAUUCGCUGAAGUGGUUAAGAAAUAUGACAGGAGGUUUAAGCCGGUACGUCGUGAUCUGGUACUGACAUCACAUUCAUUAUUUCUUAUUGGAAGAGAGCAAGUGAAAAAGGGUCCAAACAAAGGAAAAUAUGUUGAAAUUAUCAAACGGAAGCUCAACUUGGAAAAUAUAAGUCAUGUUUCACUUAGUACUUUUCAGGAUGAUUUUAUAAUUAUUCAUAUGAAAGAGGAGUAUGACAGCUUUUUGGAAAUGGUGUUCAAAACUGAAUUUUUAACUACUUUGAACAAAAAGUUUCAAGCCCAUUUAGCACGAAACUUGCACAUAAAAUUUUCAAAUCUCCUCGAAUUUAAAGUGAAGAAGGAAGGAUGGGGUGGAGGCGGUGUUCGACAGGUGAAAUUUGUGUCAGCAGCUGUAGGUGACAUGGCAGUACUAAAACCUUCAGGAAAGACACUUACAGUGCUCAUAGGUCAUGGUUUACCAAGUAACACAAAACCAGAUGUACGGCAUUCGGUGAUGGUACAAGGUCAUCGAAAUUUACCUUCAAGAAUGCCUACAAAACCACCGCCUAAUUACCCUGCACCAGCCCUGCCUGCAUCAGCAACACCAGCAACUAAGCGGCAAGCUCCGGCACGGCCUCCUGCGCCUACCCCAGCACCUUCUCAAGCCGCUACACCCAUACGUGCACCUUUUCCUCUUCCUGUGUCAUCAGCCGCACAGAAAGUACCUCAAAAUGCACAACAGACACGCCGGGCACAGAUCAGACCACCUCCACCACCAAGUGAGCCGGCUCCCCCAGACCAACCUGUUGUGCGUCCAGGCUCGAGACUGCAAGCUGUCAGUAAAACAGCUGCUGCGAAAACUAAUCAAGCAGGUGGAGUGAGGGUGUUCCCAGGUGCUGGUCAGCUGAAACAAGAGGUGAAAAGUCCUGUACCAAAUGAAAAUGCUAGUUUCAUGAGAACACCAGAAGCUGGAGUUGCUGGCCAGAAGAGAGCCUCAGUUAAGCCUGUCCCUGGUGGGGGGAAGCCAAAACCACCAGCCAAACCCAAGAAGCAAGUAAAAGCAAUGUAUGAUUAUUCAGCACAGGAUUUAGACGAGUUGUCAUUCCAGGAAGGUGACAUCAUUGAAGUAAUUAAAGAAUUUGAUGGAGGUUGGUGGCUGGGGCGGCUGGGAGAACUCCAAGGACUGUUCCCUGCUAAUUAUGUUGAAAAAAUGUGAUGUUUGACUGUUGGUUAGUAUUAACACAUGCAAGCUGAAUACUGAGUAACAAUUUUCCCUGCUGCUUGGAAAAAUAUUAGUGUUAUGCACUGUUGUGAUCAUGUGAAAGUCAUUAUCUUGGUGGUAUGCAAAGUAAUUGACAUUUAUUGUGAUGAUAUAUUAGGCAUGUGAAUGAUUUUUGAAUGUGGGACUCUUCACAGUAGCUAAAUAGUAUUAAAAUUUUAUUCAGUAUGUUUGUCCCAACGGGAGUUGUUUUCAGCAGGCGAACAGGCAAUUGUGUUUACUGUCUACAGGAACAUUAUCAAUCACUGCCAUUUUAUGUAAGAUUUAUUCAGUAUUCUAGUUAAGAAUUCCAGUGAAAAUGGAUAGUAAUAAUACAAUCUAAUGUUUGUAACAUUGGAAAACAGCAAAAUUUUUUCUGUGAUGAUGAAUGUUUACAAAAAUGAGAACAUUUUCUGAUUAUCAGAAGCUGUUCAUAAAAAGAUAUAAAAAAGUGUGAUUCUGAUUAUAGCUCAUCAUUACAACUUUUGGUAAUAGUAAUAAUACAAUCUAAUGUUUGUAACAUUGGAAAAUAGCAAAAUUUUUUCUGUGAUGAUGAAUGUUUACAAAAAUGAGAACAUUUUCUGAUUAUCAGAAGCUGUUCAUAAAAAGAUAUAAAAAAGUCUGAUUCUGAUUAUAGCUCAUCAUUACAACUUUUGGUAAUUUCAUCUCUUUACACCCACUGGAUGUGUUUCCUGUGGCUGAACAAAUAAGUAUAUCUGACUGCAGCAAUCAUUUAGGAUCUUGUGAAAUCUAAGCAUUAUGCACAGUUUAAUUAGUAAAACAUAUUCAGUUGUGUAACACAGAUUGAAUAUGGCUUAGUGUGUUACAUCACACUUAUUUGGUAACAACAGGUUGUGAUUAUUGACUGUGAUGAUCUUCCUUCUUCCUAUUCCUCCUCCUCCUCCCACUCUCUCUGCCUCCCCCCUGCCCCCCCUUUUUUUGAAGGAGUAUACAUGAACAUUCCUUCUCCGCAUUUGCCUGUUCUGCCAAAUGCCAUUCAUAAGAAGAAGCAUUCAUGCACAUGCCUAAUGCUCAAGUUUUGAAGGGUGUGGAAAAUAUAUUUUAUACACAUAUGUUGUUCUUUCUUUCAGCUAUACCUUAGCUGAAAUCAGAAAGUGAUAAAUUGUGGCUGUUUUCCUUGUAGGUAUGUUGAUAAUGUGAUACAGUAUAUGUGUUUUAAAAAUUAUAUUUUAAACUGCAAAUAAUUAUGUCUUUAACAUAUUGCUAAAGAUUGUAGGUUCCAUUUUAUACACAGUGUGGUUAUUCACAUGCAUUGAGUACAAAGGAAGUACUUGUAGAACAUAUUAAUGUUGUCCAUAUUUUCAGAGUUAGUUGAAUUUGUGAUUAUAUUGUUUUUUACAUGUUGUAUAGAAUGUUUCAUUGUAUUCAUCAAAGAAGCUGUCACAGCAACAUAUGCAAGAGCUUCAACAAGUACCAAAAAGAAAGUGAGAUGUUUGUAUACAAUUAUUGUUAGAUUUUUGUAUAAAGCUGUUAUCUGUUAUGUGAAAGGAUAAAGGAUUUGUAGCAAAAAGAUGUAGGCUAAAAUAAUCAGAAAAAGUAUGUGUGUGUAUGUGUGUGUGUGUGUGUGUGAGAGAGAGAGAGAGAGAGAGAGAGAGAGAGAGAUAUGAGGUGGGGGAGUUUAUACUUUACCUUUUUGGGUAUGAAAUUUGUAACUGAAAAAUGACUGACGAAAAAUUUCCAGUUUCUCUCCUCUCUGAAGUUGGUAUUUACUUAUCAAAAGUAUGGUAUUUUAUCCUCAAGGUAUCUGUUUUCCUAUCCAAAUGCUAGGAAUUUUACACUCCUUAUUUUCAGAUGGAAUGUUUAAACAAUAAGGUCAUGAAUAUUUGUGUAAUUUUUGUACGUCUGAACUUAACUUAUUUUUUAUUUUUAAAGUAUGGCAUCAGAAACACAGUUGUGCUUUUAUUGUGACUUCAUUCUUAUUUUUUUAUUAGUAGUUUUGUCUGUUCCACAAAACUGUGUUUAUAUUGAAUGUGCUGAGAAAAGACAUUAUUGCCAUAUUCAUUAUUUAUUAAAUUAUUUCAUAAGUGCUUUAUGUGUCUCUCCAAAGUAUUACCUGUAUGUGUCACUCUGGUACUGUUUGUGAAAUUUCCAUCCUAGUUUUGUAUAUAACCUGGCUACUUUUAUAUGUGUUACAUUUACUUGUAUUUACAUUUGUUUGAAUGUUAUCAGUAAUGCAAGGUACUGGGGUAUCAUUCAUCAGUGCAGACAGAAAUUAACCGUGUGUGUGUGUGUGUGUGUGUGUGUGUGUGAGAGAGAGAGAGAGAGAGAGAGAGAGAGAGAGAGAGAGAGAGAGAGAGAUUGAAAUGGGGAAAGGGGCAAGACAGAUAAUCAUUUUCAUUAUAAUGAUAAUGGACUAAUUGCAUAGAAAUGUUUGCACUCCGCACCUAUGCGAGAUAAAGGGAAAAUUUAGUUAGUAUCCCAAUUUGAUAUAUUGUCCUGUAUCACCGUAGUUCCUUUUCCUCAUCUUCUGUUGUUUAAUAACUUCCUGUUCUCUCUCUUCCUAUUUGGUCUUUCGUUUAUGUCUGAUUCAUUGUACUCCUGCCUAUGGCAAGCUUCUUUAUUUUUAUUUCUGGUACUAGAGAGCAGAAACAUACCACACUUCUUUUUGAUAAACCGUUUGUAAAUAUUUGUGCUCUGCUGAUCUCAGAGUGUUCUUACUCUCUUUUUAAAAACAAUUUAAUGAAAGUUCCUGUGUCUCACAAAUCUUUGCUAUGUGCCAAUGUAUUUAUUGGUUCUGUGUUAAAAUUGCCGUCUGUCUUGUUUUAGCUGUAAUUCUUAUAUUAGAAAGUAGUCUUGUGUUAAUUCCAAGAAAUUUUACAGUACAGACGAAUAUUCAUAGUUCUCUGUCUGUGUGUAAACAAAGCAGUUGUUCAUGUUUUAGUAGCAGAAGUCCAUGUAUUUCUCUCUUUGUUUCUAGUUGAUUUUUGAGUCAUUCAUGUGGCAUAUUUUGUAACAUUAAUGUCACAGCUUUAAGUUAAACUUUCAUAUUUCAUCGUGUUAUAUUUUACAGUUAUUUUAUGUUUUUGUCAGAAUUAGGAUCACAUGCCACAAUGAGUUCAUUUAUAGUAAAAAUAAAAUAAAAUUCAGGAUAAACACUGUGCCUUUAAGACAAUCAGUUGUGUGAAGUUUUGGAAAUUCAUAUGACAAUUAGCUUGUUUUACAUAGUAGAUAUACUGUCCACCUGUGUACCCUGCCAGAUUUGCUCACGAGAACAGUAUAUUUAAGAGUAGGUUUAUAUGAAUGAAAUAAAAUGUUUAUUACAGACCCAUAAUGUCUAAUGUAUUGUUGUGCUUAUUUUCCAUGUAAUAACUCACUUUUAUUUCAUAAUUGUUGUUGAGUAGGUUAGAGCAAGUUAUCACACAGUACUGCAGCUGUCACUUUUGAAGUUGAAGAGUUUUGUUGUGCCAAGAUUGGAUGUUGUGUUACCAUAAUUGAAAAAAAAAAGUGCAGUUGAAACAGUUUUCUACAACAUAAACAACUAAUUUGUAAAAAUGAAGAAAUAUACAAUAAAUAAUAAGAAAGAAAUUUUAAAAUUGUGUUAUAUAAUUCGUACAUAUUAUAAAAAUGGAUAUUAUGAUUUUGUGUGUGUGUGUGUGUGUGUGUGUGUGUGUGUGUGUGUGUGUGUGUGUGUGUGUGUGGUUUUGAGAGCCCAAUAAUGCCAAGAAUGGCGAGUGAAGAUGGCAAAGCACAUUAACCAGUUCAUUAAGUGUGCCACGCGUGUGCGGUGUAUGAUUUUCAACCAAACUUGGUACAAAUACUCCUUAAGCCAUCCUCACAUAGUACGAGGCAGCUAAAAUUGACAUGGAUGUGGAAAGGACAUCCCACCUCACAACAGACUGUGCCAUCAGUACACAGGAUGAGCUGGUUAGUGUGCUUUGCACUCUCAGUGCUCUCCAGUGACCAGUGGCUUUAUUGGCACAAAACAGCUGUGUUAACUCUGUUAGAGGUUGUCAAGAAGAACAGAGGAAAUCACGAAGAAGAUUUUCGACCCAUCAUUGGUGUGGAAAGAAAGUGCUGGUAGGGUAAACCUACAUAAUGUUCUAUAAUAAUCUGAGACACACAUGAGUAGAAGCUAUUCAUUAACUCAAUUGAAUUUUCAUUGUACUUUAAAUUUUAAAUUAAAUGUAGUCAAGGUAUAAUGCCUAAUUUGCACAUGCAUAAUAUUCAUUUUGUCGAUGUUGCAUUAACUACCAACACGCUGAAAUAAUGUAUUUCAUCCCAUAGAUUUGAAAAUCAAGAUUUGUUUCAUAAUUUC
Molecule: messenger RNA, 8217 nt
Organism: Schistocerca gregaria
Lineage: Eukaryota; Metazoa; Arthropoda; Insecta; Orthoptera; Acrididae
Product: unconventional myosin-Ie-like
Exons: 24
Coding region: 414-3899 (1161 amino acids)
Biological process (GO): actin filament organization; vesicle transport along actin filament
Cellular component (GO): myosin complex; actin cytoskeleton; cytoplasm
Molecular function (GO): ATP binding; microfilament motor activity; actin filament binding
Source: RefSeq, a predicted model, not a curated record